AUGUCAGGAAUAUUAUUUGAAGAUAUGUUCAUUGUGGACAACACAGAUGCAGCAAGAUAUAACAAAGUUUGUAGAAUAACAGGACAUUCAUCAACAUCUCAAGAUAUUAAAAUCACUUUAGAUAUAAAUAGUGAAUUAUUCCCAGUUAAAACCAAUGAUUCUUUGACUAUUACUUUAGCAUCUAGUUUAGGUAAUGAAUCAUCUAUGUUGACUUCCAAUGGAAGUUGGAGACCCCCAAGACCUGAUGAUAGAUCAUUGGCUGAUGAUUAUGAUUACGUUAUGUAUGGUACUGUUUAUAAAUUUGAAGAAAAUGCUGAUAGUGAUAAGAUGUCGGUUUAUAUUUCUUUUGGAGGUUUAUUAAUGCGUUUAGAAGGAGGAUAUCGUUCUUUAUCUAAUUUGAAACAAGAAAAUGCUUAUAUCUUGAUUCGUCAUUAUAAAGAUAAUUAA
Molecule: messenger RNA, 447 nt
Organism: Hemisphaericaspora subhashii
Lineage: Eukaryota; Fungi; Ascomycota; Pichiomycetes; Serinales; Debaryomycetaceae
Gene: RPB8
Product: DNA-directed RNA polymerase core subunit
Exons: 1
Coding region: 1-447 (148 amino acids)
Biological process (GO): DNA-templated transcription
Cellular component (GO): RNA polymerase III complex; RNA polymerase II, core complex; RNA polymerase I complex
Molecular function (GO): DNA-directed RNA polymerase activity
Source: RefSeq, a predicted model, not a curated record